AUGAUUAUACCCAAAGUCCCUCUCAAAUAUUCUGGCGAUCUACUUGCUAUCAUUGGGUUUGGAUCAGGAAGUAAAUGGAGGAAUAGGAAAGCUACAGCAAAUGGAAAAGACCAUUUCUCCCGGAGCUAGGUGAACAAAUCACCAAUGCAAUCAAAAAAGGGUUCACUCAUAUCGAUACGGCUGAGGGCUAUGCUACACACCGUGAAGUGGGUGCUGGGAUUGCGGCUUCAAAAUUUCCCCGAGAGAAACUCUGGAUAACAGAUAAGUAUUCACCUUGGUUAUGGGAUCGCAAGAGAGGGGCGGGCCCAAUUGCGUCGCUCACUCAAUCUUUAAAAAAUAUGAAAUUGAACUACGUCGAUCUAUAUCUUCUCCAUGUAUCAGAUAUAACGUAUCAUAAUGCCGGCAUUGACAUGAAAGAAGCUUGGAGGCAAAUGGAAGUGUUAAAAGAGCGGCAACUUGCAAGGAAUAUCGGGGUUUCAAAUUUUGACAUCCGAUAUUUGGAGUUCAUCAGAAAAAAUGUCCAGCAAGAGCCAGUUUUAAACCAAAUUGAGUUCAAUGCCUAUCUUCAGCAGCAGUCGCCUGGAAUACUACAAUACUGCAAGAAUAAUGGCAUUGUCAUCGAAGGAUACUCACCUUUGACCCCUAUUACAAAGGUGGAAUCUGGUCCAUUAGAUCCACUGCUAAAAAUGCUGGCGCAGAAAUAUCAAAAAACUGAAUCUCAAAUUCUUUUGAGAUGGGUAAUGCAAAACAACAUGGUAUUUCUGACGACGUCCGCAAAAGAUAGUCGGCUAAAGGAUUCACUCGAUAUACUGAAUUUUGAACUAUCCCCCCUGACUUCGAAGAAAUUACACAAGUUGGCCGUCCAAAAAAAUUCCGGGCCUUCUUAA
Molecule: messenger RNA, 887 nt
Organism: Lachancea fermentati
Lineage: Eukaryota; Fungi; Ascomycota; Saccharomycetes; Saccharomycetales; Saccharomycetaceae
Source: the annotation of a GenBank genome assembly